UCAAUCCCAUAAAAGGAUUGGGAGAUUAGAUGAUGCCAAGGUGUCCCCUUCAGCAAUGGCACAGGUGUGAGCUCCCCAGCAAAUCACUUCCCCCCUGCCACAUCUUCCUUUCCUUCUCCUCUAUUAAGCCCCCAUUUGCUACGUCUCCUCCUCUGCAGUAGCUGGUAGUUGUCCAUCCACACCGUCUUGUCGUUCCCAGGGCCAUAGGAUUCUAUCUCUUUCUUCUUCUUCUUGUUCCUUGAGCCUUGUUGGUCGGGUCAUUUUGUGCCAUCGGUGGAUCGGCAUGGCGAGGAAGUGCUCGAGCUGCGGGCACAAUGGCCACAACUCGAGGACCUGCAGUGGCCACAGAGGCAUGGAGAGCGGCGGGCUGAGGCUGUUCGGGGUGCAGCUGCACGUGGGCUCUGCUGCUGCUGCUUCGCCUCUGAAGAAGAGCUUCAGCAUGGACUGCCUCUCGUCGUCGUCGUCAGGGUCGGCGUACUACGCGGCUGCUGCGGCGGCGGCCGUUGCUGCGUCGAACUCGGCGUCGACGUCCGUGUCGUCGGCUUCGUCGUCGCUGGUGUCGGUGGAGGAGAGCGGCGAGAAGAUGGGCCAUGGCGGGUACCUCUCCGAUGGGCUCAUGGGCAGGGCCCAGGAGAGGAAGAAGGGGGUCCCGUGGACGGAGGAGGAGCACCGGAGGUUCCUGGCGGGGCUGGAGAAGCUGGGCAAAGGCGACUGGCGAGGCAUCUCCCGGCACUUCGUGACGACACGCACCCCGACGCAGGUGGCCAGCCACGCCCAGAAGUACUUCCUCCGCCAGGGCGGCCUCGCCCACAAGAAGCGCCGCUCCAGCCUCUUCGACGUGGUCGAGAAUGGCGGCGGCACGGCGCUCAAGGACGAGGCGAGCUCUGUUGUGAGCGUGGAGGGGUUGGGAUUGUUCCCUGCUUUGUCUCUCGGCGGCGCGCCGUCAGUUACAGGACACCACGCGCCGAAGCCGCCUGCUCCUUUCCGAGUGGCGAAUGCGAGUGCGAGCCCGUGGCAGGCGCCUGAUCUGGAGCUGAAGAUCGCGACGGCGGCACGGAAGGCCGAGGACCGGCCCGGUCCGUCGCGGAGGACGCCGUUUUUUGGACAGAUCAGGGUCACCUAAUAAUGAAAAAGAAGAAGAAGAAAAAACAUGGUCGAUUUGAGGAGAUGUUUGAGAAAGAUUUAGGUUUGUUCAUAGACGAUGAAGGCGAAGAAGAUCAUGGCAGCUUUUGCUAGUGGCGUAGUAGUUCUAUGUCAGUCAAUAUGCUAUUGCGUGUACAUGUUGCAUGCUGGCAUUAAGAAUGCCAAUCCAUCGGUCGAUCCUGUAUCAUCCUCAGAAGAUGAAACUUUACUGGCCUAAUUUAGCCAUGCAAAUAAACAGAAAGGGCUCUACCCAGUACCCACCCGAUCAAGUUCGCAUCACCUUUGCCAUCUUUAUGUGGACACAAAGGCAACGGACGACAUGGUGAUGGUUUUGUUUUUUUCGCCGGACAAGAUAUUGAUAUGAGCCCACAAUAUUCAGUCA
This is a messenger RNA of Brachypodium distachyon (stiff brome), 1525 nucleotides long. RefSeq names its product transcription factor MYBS3. Gene Ontology annotation, molecular function: zinc ion binding; DNA binding. Lineage: Eukaryota; Viridiplantae; Streptophyta; Magnoliopsida; Poales; Poaceae. The transcript is spliced from 3 exons. Bases 284 to 1123 code for a protein of 279 amino acids. Gene Ontology annotation, biological process: response to ethylene; response to auxin; response to gibberellin. The record is from RefSeq and is a predicted model, not a curated record.